UUCUGCUGUGCAUGUCUUUCUUUGGGGUAUUUUAGAUCGUAUGGAACACGCCUGCUUUUGUUUGUUUUUUUCAGUCGAUCUUCUGAUUGCCAAAAUAUUCUUGUAAAAAUAAUCCAAUAGAAUGUUUGAAUUUAUCUGUUAAAAUUUGCAAGCAUGAUUCUCCUGGCAAUGGUGGAAAUGACAAAGCUCUUGAAAUUUACAAUCAUCCGUACUGAUUUCCACGUUACACCCAUCUGCCCGGAGACUUGGAUUCCCAGAGAGAUUAUGGAUUAUUGUCAUGAAAGGAACGCCUGAAAUUUUUACUGAAUCUUAUAUAUAUGGUUGUAAAUAUUAACUUUCAAAAGUGUGCUUUUAUCCACCAUUAAUUGUCCAUCUCGGACAUAUACAUAUACAUAUGCAUGCACUCUGUACUAUAAAUACAGCAUUCUGAAAAGAGUCUUUUCCAGGCCUGGUGGCACAGGCCUUUAAUCCCAACACUCAAAAGGCUUGAGCAAGUGGAUCAUAGACAGUUGAAGGCUGGCAGGGUGUCCAUUGUGACUUCAAGGACAAUCAAUACUACAUAGAAAAAUCCUGUAGGAGGGGAAAAGAGAAAUUUAAAUACAUUGUAGUGUAGAAUGAUAUUGGAAAGAAUCUCUUGAGUCAUUGCAACGAUAAUUGAUCUAUGUCAGAAAAUGUCUACAAUAGUGUUCUGUCUCCUUGGUCCAAGAAAAAAACCUCUGUCCAUGGGCACAUGACCAAAAUGUUAUUUUUGUUUCUGCUGUUAGAGGUGUUUGAAACAUGAGCUCACAGUGUUGCUCUGUCUGGAGCAGACCUCGCCAUGUAGACCAGGCUAAACUGGAAAACACGCCUACCUGUUUCUCCCAAGUGGGAGGAUUUUGUGGUCUGUUGACAGCCAGUGAUGUGAUUGUGGACUUCUCCCAGGAGUGGGGGCAAUGGCUGGCGUCUCCCUUGAGGGUUUUGAACUGGGACUGGAUGCUGCAGAGUGGCAUCAGUGUGGUUUCUGUGACUGAGAAUUGUUUGCUUGCAGUCUUCCUCGCUGCUCCUCAGUAUUUCAUGACAAACUCAUCUGCAAGUGUGUGAGCUUUGUGUGAGUGAGUCCCACAUCCCACAGAAUAAAGUGGAAUCCUCAAAGGGAAAAGGAGAAUUCUCAUAAAUGUUCUCUCUUCUUCUUGUGUGUCCCUUUGGGUGGUGUGAGCAUCCAUCAUCAUUGGUCCGUGGUCAAUUCAGAACCUCUAGUGUGUGACAUCCUUCCCAGUCAUUCGCUUCCAUUUCUGCCCCUCGGGUUUGACUGAGCUGUGCUUGGAAAUGGGAUUCAAGAAAUGCUAACUAAAAAUGCUUUCUAAAUAUUACCAGUAUUCAGACACUGCAUGACAAUUGAGGAAUCAUUUGUAUAAUCCUGUGUUUAGUUUUUUGUUCGUCUGCUGAGCACAGUACUGUGUGAGAAAUCCAGGGCUUUUUGAACAAUCUCUUUCUCACGUGCAGGGCUCACUGAUCGCCCAGUCCUGCUCACCUGAGCAGCAGAACAAGGGGACCUGGAAGGAGAGAGGAGACAGUAGCUAAGGAAGCAGAAAUUCUAUUAUUCUUGUGAGAAGUAUCAUCAGCCCAGAGAAGUGAGCCAUGGCUUCAUUGUUGGUGAAAGAGGAAAUCAAAGAAGAGAAACAGGAAGAAAUGGACGUUACUCCGGUAAAUCUAUCACAGGGUGUGUUGACAUUCAAGGAUGUGUCUGUGGACUUCACACCGGAGGAGUGGGAAACCCUGGACUCUUCUCAGAGGGCUUUGUACAUUGAGGUGAUGUUGGAGAAUUACAACAACCUGGUCUUUGUUGAGAACUAUUUCAAGUAUGAGUCUGUCCAUCAGCAUGUGAAGACUGAAAAGGAGUCUUGUCAGUGUAAUGAGCUCGGAAAAGUGCUUCAUGAACCCUCCACAUGUUCACAUCAUAGAACAAGUGAAACUACAGAAAACUCCAAGAACUACACACGCAGUAAUCACAGGGGUGCCUCUGUUGACUCAUCAAACCCAGACAGACAGGAAAGCAUGCACACUGGAGAAGAACCGUGCCGAUCAAAAGUCUGUGAGGAAUGUUUAAAUUUGUGUUCCAACAUGACUCAAGAUCAGAGAGUCUACACUGCAGAGAAAGACCACAGGCUGGGAGAACAUGAUGACACUUUCAGCUCUACAUACAGUGUUGUGCAACAACCAGUCCACAUUGAAGAGACACCACACCAGUGUGGGACAUGCAAGAAAUAUUUCCAGACUGCCUCAUGCCUCACUGAGCAUCAAAGGAUUCAUUCUGAAAAUAAAGUCUAUGAAGGCAACAUUUGUGAAAAAUCUUUUAACCAAUAUUCAAGUCCUAAAAUACAUCAAAGUGUUCAUAGUGGGGAGAAAUAUUACGAGUGUAUGGAAAGUGACAAGUCCUUUACCCAGGGCUCACAACUUACAGCACAUCAGAAAAUUCUUACUGGAGAGAGACCUUGCAGUUGUCAGGAAUGUGACAAGUCCUUUACCCAAGACACACAUCUUAUAACACUACAGAGGGUUCCUACUUGGGAGAAACCUUAUAAAUGUAUGCAUUGUGACAAAACCUUUACAUAUGACUCCCAACUUAGAAGUCAUCAGAUUGCUCACACUGUGGAAAAACCUUACAAAUGUAAGGAAUGUAACCAGUCCUUUACACAUGACUCCCACCUUAGAAGCCAUGAGAGUGUUCACACUGUGGAAAAACCUUACAAAUGUAAGGAAUGUGACCAGUCCUUUACACAAGACUCCCAACUUAGAAGCCAUCAGAGUGCUCACACUGUGGAAAAACCUUACAAAUGUAAACAAUGUGACCAGUCCUUUACACAUGACAAACAACUUAGAAGCCAUCAGAGUGCUCACACUGUGGGAAAACCUUACAAAUGUAAGGAAUGUGACAAGUCCUUUAGAUAUGACUCCCAACUUAGAAGGCAUCAGACUGCUCAUGCUAUGGAAAAACCUUACAAAUGUAAGGAAUGUGACAAGUCUUUUAAACGGGACUCCCAACUUAGAAGUCAUCAGACUGCUCAUGCUAUGGAAAAACCUUACAAAUGUAAGGAAUGUGACAAGUCUUUUAAACGGGACUCCCAACUUAGAAGUCAUCAGACUGCUCAUGCUAUGGAAAAACCUUACAAAUGUAAGGAAUGUGACAAGUCCUUUAGAUAUGAUGCUCAACUUAGAAGGCAUCAGAGUGCUCACACUGUGGAAAACCCUUACAAAUGUAAGCAAUGUGACCAGUCCUUUACACAUGAAUCUCAACUUAGAAGUCACCAGAGUGCACACACUGUGGAAAAACCCUAUAAAUGUAAACAAUGUGACAAGUCCUUUACAAAUGACAAACAACUUAGAAGGCAUCAGAGUACUCACACUGUGGAAAAACCUUACAAAUGUACAGAAUGUGACAAGUCCUUUACAAAUGACUCUCAACUUAGGAGUCAUCAAAGUGCUCACGCUGUGGAAAAACCUUACAAAUGUAAGGAAAGUGACCAGUCCUUUACACAUGAUAAACAAUUUGGAAGUCAUCAGAGUGCUCACACUGUAGAAAAACCUUUCAAGUGUUUGGAAUGUGACAAAUCCUUUACAUAUGACUCCCAACUUAGAAGUCAUCAGAGUGUACACACUGUGGAAACAACUUACAAAUGUAAACAAUGUAAUCAGUCCUUUACAAAUGACAAACAACUUAGAAGCCAUCAGAGUGCUCAUGCUCUGGAAAAACCUUACAAAUGUAAGGAAUGUGAUCAGUCCUUUACAUAUGACUCAGAACGUAGAAGACAUGAGAGUGCUCACACUAUGGAAACACCUUAUAAAUGUAAAGAAUGUAACAAGUCCUUUACACAUGACUCAGAACAUAGAAGUCAUCAGAGUGCUCACACUGUGGAAAAACCUUACAAAUGUAAGGAAUGUGAUCAGUCAUUUACACAUGAUAAACAAUUUGGAAGUCAUCAGAGUGCUCACACUGUACAAAAACCUUUCAAAUGUAUGGAAUGUGACAAAUCCUUUACAUAUGACUCCCAACUUAGAAGUCAUCAGAGUGUACACACUGUGGAAACAACUUACAAAUGUAAACAAUGUAAUCAGUCCUUUACAAAUGACAAACAACUUAGAAGCCAUGAGAAUGCGCACACUGUGGAAAAACCUUACCAAUGUAAGGAAUGUGACCAGUCCUUUACAAAUGACAAACAACUUAGAAGCCAUGAGAAUGCGCACACUGUGGAAAAACCUUACCAAUGUAAGGAAUGUGACCAGUCCUUUACAAAUGACAAACAACUUAGAAGCCAUGAGAAUGCGCACACUGUGGAAAAACCUUACCAAUGUAAGGAAUGUGACCAGUCCUUUACAAAUGACAAACAACUUAGAAGCCAUGAGAAUGCGCACACUGUGGAAAAACCUUACCAAUGUAAGGAAUGUGACCAGUCCUUUACAAAUGACAAACAACUUAGAAGCCAUGAGAAUGCGCACACUGUGGAAAAACCUUACCAAUGUAAGGAAUGUGACCAGUCCUUUACAAAUGACAAACAACUUAGAAGCCAUGAGAAUGCGCACACUGUGGAAAAACCUUACCAAUGUAAGGAAUGUGACCAGUCCUUUACAAAUGACAAACAACUUAGAAGCCAUGAGAAUGCGCACACUGUGGAAAAACCUUACCAAUGUAAGGAAUGUGACCAGUCCUUUACAAAUGACAAACAACUUAGAAGUCAUCAGAGUGCUCACACUGUGGAAAAACCUUACAAAUGUUUGGAAUGUGAACAAUCCUUUACUUAUGACUCCCAACUUAGAAGUCAUCAGAGUGCACACACUGUGGAAAAAACUUACAAAUGUAAACAAUGUGGCCAGUCCUUUACAAAUAACAAACAACUUAGAAGCCAUCGGAGUGCUCACACUGUGGAAAAACCUUACAAAUGUUUGGAAUGUGACCAAUCCUUUACAUAUGACUCCCACUUAGAAGUCAUCAGAGUGCUCACACUGUGGAAAAACCUUACAAAUGUUUGGAAUGUGACCAAUCCUUUACAUAUGACUCCCAACUUAGAAGUCAUCAGAGUGCACACAUGGUUCGAAAAACUUACAAAUGUAAACAAUGUGGCCAGUCCUUUACAAAUAACAAACAACUUAGAAGCCAUCGGAGUGCUCACACUGUGGAAAAACCCUAUAAAUGUAAACAAUGUGACAAGUCCUUUACAAAUGACAAACAACUUAGAAGCCAUCAGAGUGCUCACACUGUGGAAAAACCUUACAAACGUAAGGAAUGUGACCAGUCCUUUACACAUGACUCCCAACAUAGAAGUCACCAGAGUGCUCAUACUUUGGAAAAACCUUACAAAUGUAAGGAAUGUGACAAUUCUUUUACACAAGAAUCCCAACUUAGAAGUCAUCAAAGUGCGCACACUGUGGAAAAAACUUACAACAGUAAAGAAUGUGACCAGUCCUUUACAUAUGACUCCCAACUUGAAAGCCAUCAAAGUGCUCACACUGUGGAAAAACCUUACAAAUGUAAGGAAUGUGACCAGACCUUUACACAAGAAUCCCAACUUAGAAGACAUCAAAGUACUCACGCUGUGGAAAAACCUUACAAAUGUAAAGAAUGUGACAAGUCCUUUACACAUGACUCAGAACUUAGAAGCCAUCAGAGUGCUCACACUGUGGAAAAACGUUUCAAAUGUUUGGAAUGUGACAGGUCCUUUACAAAUGCCGAACAACUUAGAAGUC
This is a messenger RNA of Cricetulus griseus (Chinese hamster), 5718 nucleotides long. The record is from RefSeq and is a predicted model, not a curated record. Lineage: Eukaryota; Metazoa; Chordata; Mammalia; Rodentia; Cricetidae.